Messenger RNA from Syngnathus typhle (broad-nosed pipefish), 2821 nucleotides. RefSeq names its product StAR-related lipid transfer (START) domain containing 15 (gene stard15). The record is from RefSeq and is a predicted model, not a curated record. Bases 1909 to 2697 code for a protein of 262 amino acids. Gene Ontology annotation, molecular function: lipid binding. Lineage: Eukaryota; Metazoa; Chordata; Actinopteri; Syngnathiformes; Syngnathidae. The transcript has 6 exons.
UGCGCGAAGCCGCACAAGGCGGCGGUGUUGAGGAAAAGUCAACAAGUCUCCUGCUGACCCCAUCUUGAGCCCUUUCAACACACGUCCUGUGCGCAUGCUGAAAGCAGAUCUGAAAAAUCCAAAUCCCUCCACAGGUGGCAAAUUUCUCUGAAAUACUCCCAGAAAGGGGACAGUCUCAAACGUUUCAUGGACGGAAAAAUGUUACGUCGCUUCAUCUGGGAAAACUGCUCACCAAAUUUCACGUGCAUGACAACUCAGGCCCAUUCAACCUCUCGAAAUAUUCAAACAACUGGCGUUCUUUUGCUUCGCUUUUACCGUUUUUUUCCAUGUAUAAUGCGCCCCCAUGUAUAAUACGCACCCUAAAAAUGGCAUGCUGGAAAAAAGCCUGUACCCAUGUAUAAUACGCACCCAAAUUUUGACUCCUACUUAAGUCGGUCAACGUAAAAUUAUUUCAGAAAAAAGAUCAUCUUUGGGAACAACCGGAUGUUAUUCUGCCGGUCAGUAUCACUGCGCAUGCGCUAGCAAACUCAAUAGCGAAGAAAUGUUUCGGAUUUGUGUAGGGUACAUUGUGACAGCAAACGAGCAGGUGAUCGAGCGAGCGUCUGAUACCAGAGCAUUGUGUUUGAAGUGAACAGCAGAGAAGAAAGCGCAUCUGUAAUGGCGGCCUCCGUAUCAUAUCCGGAUUAAAAAAAAAUAUUAAAAAAAAUUGUACCCAUGUAUAAUGCGCACCCCAGAUUUUAGGACAAUAAACUAGUUAAAUUUUGCGCAUUAUACAUGGAAAAAAACGGUAGUCCCGCGUGGCAUCUUUCACGUUCAUGCUCACGAUAUACUUGCAAUCUCAACUAUGUACGUAUGAAUUUCUGAGCGUGUCGAAAAUGUUAUUACGAAUGUGAGGACAAUUAAGUGUGUCAUGGUAGUAAGCACGAGCAUCCACAGAAGGGACUCGCAAUUCCAGGGGCGUAGCUAGAAACAUUUCCGUGAGGGGUGGCUGUGCGUACAACAUCAAAUUUGAAAUCGUCAAAAACUUUUAAAAUAUAGCACCUGGCUUUUUCAGCAUUAAGGCGGCAGGAUAAAAACGACAAAAGUAGAAAAAAGAAAGUAAAGCGUCUUUACCGUUAUUAAUCGGAUUAUAUCAAAAUGAGAUGUUGCCAUAGCAACACUGACGAGGCGUUAUAUCGACGCAAGGAAGACGUGCAAUGAAAGUGAAUUUCCGACGCUAACCCACUUAGCGGCUGCUCUCGUGCGUGCGUGUCGACUCUUCACACAACCUGGUGAAAUGGUCCCGCGGGCCGGAUAGGAUCUUUUGCGUGACUUUUGACCUGUAAGAAUUUGCAAUCUACCUGACACACACACACAUCAGCAGUCCUGUCUUGCAGCAUCAGCUUGUCCCAUAUGAAAACCGGGCCGCAGUUGCCUAUGGCGUCACCUAGUGGCCAUUUGAUUUGCCAACACGAGUUCAAAUUUAGACCCCUAAAGAUCCAUUUGACUCCGCCCAACAGCUCACCUGAAGCACAGGUGUCACAUGACCAGGGCGUGGCCCUAACAGGAACACGCCAAACCUCCUUACUCGAGUACUACGUCAUCAUCAUGGUGGAAACAAACAACUAAACAUCGUGUGCACGUGUCCAAUGACCAUCCUUCUCGCUGGUCGGCUCCAGCUGGCGCCUCGCCUAUUUCGUAUAUUUGACAGGGAGGUGACAAAAUGGCUGUCAAGUUUGAAGUCUCCCCGGCAACCAAAGUCCUCGAUCCACCCGUUGGGUUUUGUUGUCGGGCGAGCGGAUUGGCGGGACGAAGGAUCACGUUGGGCCGUGACGUCAGGUCACCUGAAACGCACCUGAAAGCGACACCUGCUCGCCAAGCGCCGCGCGGAAAACCUCCGCAGAGGCGUUCCUCCCGGCUCCGUGCGAGAUGGCCGUUCAGAUUCCCGACGACUCGGACUUCUCUUCCUUCAAAGAUCAGUGCCUCGGCACCCAAGGCUGGUCCAGGCGCUACCACAAGGGAGGGGUCACCGUGUGGUGCCGCCCCGACGACAGCGACAACGUUCAGAAGAUCAAGAUGAAAAUCGUCUGCAAGGGCGUGAGCGCCGAGACGCUGUACGACGUCCUCCACGACACCAGCUACCGCAGGAAGUGGGACACCAGCAUGAUCGACACGUACGACAUCGGCAGACUGACCGUCAACGCCGACGUGGGCUAUUAUUCCUGGAGGUGUCCCAGUCCACUGAAGAAUCGAGACUUUGUGACCUUGAGGUCGUGGCUCCCUCUGGGCAGCGACUACCUGAUCAUCAACUAUUCUGUCAAACACCCGGAACAUCCCCCGAAGAAGGACUUUGUCCGCGCAGUGUCCCUGCUGACCGGGUACUUUGUCCAGUCUAGCGGAGCCGACGGCUCGUCUCUGUACUACCUCACUCAGCUGGACCCUCGAGGUUCCUUACCAAAGUGGGUGGUGAACAGAGUCUCUCAGUUUGUGGCGCCCAAGGCCAUGAAGAAGAUCUACAAGGCUUCUCAGAAGUAUCCCGAAUGGAAGCGUAAGCACAACCCUCACUUGAAGCCGUGGACGUUUCCGGAGCAGAACGCCUUGCCGUGCAUCAGCUUGUCCGAGCUGACCCUGCAACGCGCCGAUUCGUUAGAGAACAUCGACGAGAGCGGCCUGAGCGAGGAGAAGAGCAAGCACAGCGAUGACGACGACGAGACUUGAUCGUGUCCACGCUUUAUCGUGGCUUUUGCCUUUUCGGUUUGUGUGAGUGGAGAAAAAACAACAACAUUUGAAAGUUAUUUGAAUCAUUAUUAUCCAAAUAAAUCGGCUCGUUUUCUAUCUUGAA